AUGGGAGGUGGACUCAAAGGGUGUCGAUUCUGCUCCAGGUUUGCUUUCUGGGCUGUGUGGUUGAGUAUAUUUUGGGUGUUUGGAUGCACAACAACAACAUCAAAACCAAGGCUUCUGACUUCUCCCCAUCUCCUCUCAAACCCACCACAAAGGACCAGAGUUGAGAGAGCAAGAAAGGAUCUGACUUGUAAUGCUUGGUUCGGUCUUGGAGUGCCUGAGCUGGUUGUUAUUGCUGGAGAUGCAGCUCUGGUUUUUGGGCCCAAGAAGUUGCCUGAAGUAGGAAAGAGUAUUGGCAAGACUGUCAAGAGCUUCCAACAGGAUGCUCCUCUAAUUGAACAAUCUCCAGCUCUCCCCAAAUCAUCAACCGCAUCUCAUCAACCAAGAAGGUUAUAAGUUUUAUCUUGGAAUUCUUGGACUUUUUUGUGUACAGAGAAUUAUGGAAGAACAACCGCAUUUUUUGCAAGUGUUGAAGGAUAUUUUUAAACACUUUGGAAUUUUAAUUAUAGUAUUAGAUUAAUUUUAGCGGUUGUUUUAUUUAAAUGACCACAUCUUUUUUUUGUUAAUUUUAAAAUGGUGAUUAUAGACAAUGUUAUGUAUUUGAUAAUAUAUUUCUUUGUUAAUAUUACGUUAGUUUCAAGACA
This is a messenger RNA of Quercus robur (English oak), 641 nucleotides long. Its product is annotated as sec-independent protein translocase protein TATA, chloroplastic-like. Gene Ontology annotation, biological process: protein transport. The record is from RefSeq and is a predicted model, not a curated record. Lineage: Eukaryota; Viridiplantae; Streptophyta; Magnoliopsida; Fagales; Fagaceae. Bases 1 to 393 code for a protein of 130 amino acids. The transcript has 5 exons.